Messenger RNA from Cyprinodon variegatus (sheepshead minnow), 4181 nucleotides. Its product is annotated as von Willebrand factor A domain-containing protein 5A-like. The record is from RefSeq and is a predicted model, not a curated record. The transcript has 20 exons. Bases 165 to 2423 code for a protein of 752 amino acids. NCBI's taxonomy places the organism in Eukaryota, Metazoa, Chordata, Actinopteri, Cyprinodontiformes, Cyprinodontidae.
CCCGCCCCCCUUUGCAGUGCUAUGUUGUAAAACAAGCGCUCCCAUGAGGCGGUGCUAUGACAACAUAAAGUGUAUAACUGUGAGAAGCAGAAGGAGACAGAAGGAAACUUUCACUAGAAGAACUGAGUGGAUCCCACCUUUGAUCACAGCUCAACCCAAGAAGGAUGUUUGGUUUGCUGACUUUUGAAAAAGAUUCAGUUCCUCUGAAGAGCAUUGAAGUGCAGCUGGAGGUGAAGGACCAUGUCGCUACAGUGGCCUCCACUCUGAACUAUGAGAACAAGGAGGAUAAAUCAGUGGAGGCUGUGUUUGUCUUCCCUAUGCCUGGAGACGCUGCUGUGUGUCAUUUCAGUGCUCAGGUUGGACAGACAAACGUUGUAGCUGAAGUGAAGGACAAACAGCAGGCUCGGGAGGAGUACGAUAAUGGUCUGAGCUCCGGUCAGCAGGUAUUCAUAUUGGAGGAGAGUGACGAGAGCCCAGAUAUCUUCGCUCUGAGUGUCGGCAAUCUGCAUCCAGGAGAGAGCGCCUCCAUCAGGCUGGAGUAUGUCACUGAGUUGGCUGUUCAGGCCGAUGACGGACUGAGGUUCUGUCUGCCUGUUGUGCUCAACCCUCGAUACCAACCUCAGGGUAGUGAAGGUCCAAGCGUCCAGGUAACUUCAGUUCCAGCCUUUAUGGUUCCCUACAGUCUGUCCUUCUCUGCCCGAGUCUCCUCUCCUCGCCCAGUCUCUAAAGUAGAGUCCAACUCUCCUCUGGAGCCACUUCAGUAUCUCAGCGCUGAUCAAACUCAGGCCACGUUUAAGUUGGCCGAAGAAUACAAGUUUGACAGAGAUGUUGAACUGCUGAUUUAUUACAAAGACGCCCAGCAGCCCACUGCUGUGGUGGAGGCAGGAGAGGCCUCUGCCGAACCUGGCUCUGUGAUGGGUGAUCCGGUGGUAAUGGUGAGCUUGUAUCCUGAAUAUUCAGAAUCUGUGAUGUCCAAAUGUAACUCCAGUGGAGAGUUUGUGUUCUUGUUGGAUCGAUCGGCCAGCAUGGACUUCCCCUUAUACUGUGGAAGUCAUGAGAGUCGUAUUGCAAGUGCCAAGGAUACUCUGUUGCUCCUGUUGAAGAGUUUACCAAACGGCUGCUAUUUCAACAUUUACAGCUUUGGAGACAGUUAUGAACACGUCUUCCCUCUGGAGAGCAGAGAUCCGCUUUGUUCAGCGUCCAUAACACUGUUCAUCUUCACGGAUGGUGAGGUGUGUUGCACAAAAUCUGUUGUGGAUGAGGUGAAGAAAAACUCUGAAUUUCACAGGUGUUUCUCUUUUGGGAUUGGAGAAGGUGCCAGCUCUGAGCUUAUCUAUGGGAUGGCCAGAGAGGGAGGAGGUCAUGCUCAGUUCAUCAUAGGCAAGGAGAGGAUGCAACCAAAAGCGAUGCAGUCUCUUAGGUUCGCACUGCAGCCGCGGGUUGCUGACGUCUCUUUGUCGUGGGAUUUACCAGAGGGAGUGUCCGCCACUCUUCUUUCUCCACCUAUCAGAACCCUUCUACAGGGUCAGAGGUCACUGAUUUAUGCUCAGCUCACUGGAGAGUGUUCUGAAGCUACAGAUGGAUGUCUGACCGUGAACUUUACUGCAGCUGGUCAUCAAUGCCAGAACCAGCUGCACUUCUCUCUCCGACCUGCAGAGGGCAUUGCGCACGAAGCAGGUUUUGAUCAGAAAGGAGAUGGACCACUGACUUGCUUACCAAUCCACAGGUUGGCUGCACGUACUCUAAUCCGCUCCCUGGAGUGGGAGCACAGGCAGAAUGGACAGGAAGGUGAAGUAAAGAAGAUUUUGGAGCUUAGCAUCCAGUCUGGCAUCAGCAGUGUCUUUACUGCCUUCCUCGCUGUCAACAAAUGCAAUGGCAAAGCUGUUGAAGGUCCCCUGAUCUACAGGGAGAAUCCAACCUACAUGCCGUUACUUCGCGGAGGUUUGGAGUUUCUGAUGUUUGAUUAUUUGUGCAGAGAGAGAAACGUUUUUAGACGAAUUUAUUCGUCUUUGAGGAAAAGAGCAUCUGCCAGUAAACUUGGAAAAUCUUUCAAAAAGAAACUAGUUUCAGGAGAUUCUGAGACCAGAAAGCCAGCCAGAGAUCCACUGCUGGAGCUCGUCUCACUGCAGAAUGCUUCUGGCUGCUGGCUGCUUGAUCCAUGUUUGGCUGCGGCUCUGCAAAAAAACAUGCAGGAGCUGGAAGAAACAAAGCCCAAAUCGGUGAAAAAGGAAGUGUGGGCCACCAUUUUGGCUUUAAUCUGGCUUCACGGCUUCAAAGUGGAGGAAAAAGAUGAAUGGGAGCUUCUUGCAGCAAAGGCUGCAUCGUGGCUCAGAGCUAAGAAAGUUGUUUGCCUGAGAGCCUGUGUUGAAGCUGGGAAUGUCCUGUUAGGCUGUAAUGUGCAGACUGAUGCUCUGGGACUCUGACAUCUCUUCUUCUGCAACCUUUCUGAAGCAUUAUAUAUUUUUUCAAACUGCACUUUUUUUUAUUAGAAUGUAAUCAGAAAUGUUUGUUUUUUUAUUUUUAUAUAGUGACAGAAAUGCUGUGUUUGUGUUUCAUGUCAAUAUUGACUGAGCUGGGUUUAAAUUUUUUAACCAAAUACUGACCUAUGGUGAUUUGUUCCUGCCUUAUUUGCUUACUUUGUCGGCUUCUGUGUAUCCAUCUGCUUUUUAAGAAUCUACCAUAAGUUUCCUUAAUGUGCAUCAGAACAGUAGCAUUGUUGAUGUUCUGCAGUGGUUCCCUUGCAGGUAACAUUUUAAGAGGAGGGCCCUUUUUUAAAGCUGUUUUUUGUUGAAGUCGUUUAAGGCGGACUUAUGAUCUUGGCUACAUGAAAUGAAGAAGGUUUAUUAUCAUUACACUGAUGACAAAAUUAGCAUUGGUUUUAGUAGCAGCAAAAUAUUCUAUUUGAUAUUUAAACCGUAUUUUUCACGGUCUUGGUUCUGUUAAGUUUUCAGUUUCACAUUGAUCCAUGUUUUUCUUUGUUUUCUAGUUUUAUUGAUUUAAUUCCUAUUUUGUUGUGUUUUCUGGCUAUAUUUGAGUUCUUAAGUUUUUCUUGGUUGCCCUUCUUCUUCUUCUUCUUCUAUUUUUUUAAUGGCGGUUAGCAAACAACUUAUAGUUGCAUUACCGCCACCUUCCAGAAUGGAGUAUGAAUCAGACAAACUAUUAUAUUCUCCCUAAAAUACCCGUUCUCCUUAGAAAAUUUAAAAUACUCCCAAAAACUACAUCCCCAGAUGACCUUUGAAACAGUUCCCUUAUAUCUAGUUUAUUUUUAUUCCUGCCUAACUCUCUACGCAACAUUUCUCUUUCCGGAGUAUAUUUAUUGCAUUCUAAAAAAAUAUGUUGGACAGUUUCUAAUUUCCCACAAAUACAACACCCUGUAUUAUGCUUAUUCAUUAUUUUAAGAGUACUAUUUAAUCCUGUAUGUCCGAACCUUAUCCUAGAUAUAAUAUCUUCUUCUUUUUAAAUUCUAUUACAUUUUCUUAAUUCUCCAACCUUUUUUUUGAAUACUAUAAUAAAAUCUAGCAUUCACUCCUUUAUCCCACUGUUCUUGCCAUUUCUUCUUGAAAUACAUUUUUAUAAUAUUCUUUAACUCAUUUUUACUAAUGUUAAUGUUUAAAUCAACAUCUUUUUUUACAGCACUCAAAACUGUCAGCUAACUCAUUACCUAUAACACCAAUGUGAGCAGCUAUUCAGACUAAUUUAACAACAGAACCACCAUUUCUAAUCCUAAAAAUUGAGUGAAAAAUAUCCAAUAUAAUAUCUUGCCUUGAUUCUGAAUUAAAUUCUAGAAUACGUAUUAAUGCACUACUUGAAUCUGAACAAAUUUCUUGGUUGCCCUCUUGUGUUGGUCUCCUUUUACACAGCUCCUUUCUAGAAGUCUCUGUUCACACCUGCUCCCAAUCAGCUCGUUAGUCCUGUCUCUGUUCAGUCUCCCAUAUAAACUCUUCCUGUUCAGCUCCUCAGUGCUGGUUCCUCGUCUUUUCCUGGCUCCUCAUGUAUGUUUCCCCUGAUGUCUCCAAGGUUCUGUUUUUUUAAUGUACUGUUGGAUUUUUGGAUUCCUACCUCAGUUGCAUGUGAGUACUAAAUUAAAAACUACAAAACACACCUGUGCCUCCUCACCUCUGCAUUUGGGUCCUCAAAACCUCAACUAAACCCCAACAGUAUUAAACCCAGACAGUAUUGUU